Capronia epimyces CBS 606.96 is the source of this 1464-nucleotide messenger RNA. RefSeq lists its product as uncharacterized. Gene Ontology annotation, molecular function: carbohydrate:proton symporter activity. The transcript has 7 exons. The record is from RefSeq and is a predicted model, not a curated record. The coding region runs from base 1 to 1464 and encodes 487 amino acids. Lineage: Eukaryota; Fungi; Ascomycota; Eurotiomycetes; Chaetothyriales; Herpotrichiellaceae. Gene Ontology annotation, biological process: carbohydrate transport; transmembrane transport. Gene Ontology annotation, cellular component: membrane.
AUGGGGAAAGGAUACAACUGGAUGUGCGCCGCCAUUGCUGGCUCUGGCAGUGUGCUUUACGGUUACGAUGCUGCCGUUAUUGCUGGAACAUUUUCACAGGAAGGCUUCUUGGAGUACUUUAAGCCUAGCUCUACCGUUCUCGGUGCCAUUGGCUCGUGCUACUUUGCUGGCCUGAUCGUCGGACUCUUCUUCGUUGGUCUGCUGGCCGAUCGAUUCGGGCGUAAAAGAACGAUUCAGAUCGGGGGUGUCAUUGGCCUCAUCGGCGCCAUCUUCCAGACCGCCGCGCAGGAAGUCGGGCUCUUCUUCGCCGGCCGAGUGGUGGCAGGCAUCGCCUCAGGCAUCAUGUUGACCACCGUCAACGUCUAUCAGGCCGAAAUUGCUCCUCCUCAUCUUCGCGGCACUAUGGUGGCCUUCCAGAUUGUGACGCUCAAUUUCGCCGGGACUCUGGCUUCGUGGAUUGGCUUUGCCUGUAAUUUCUCCUCCAGCGCAUCUUUCUCAUGGAGAUUUCCCAUCGCCAUGCAAUGCGUACCGGCCAUCCUCCUCAUCAUCGGAUGCUUCUUCAUCCCCUUCUCGCCUCGAUGGCUGAUCUCUAAGGACCGACACGCCGAGGCCCAGGCCGUCUUGCAACGACUGCACGAUGACCAUGAAGAUCCCACCUUUUGGGAGAAGGAGUAUCUCCAGAUCUCCGCCCAACUGGCCGUCGAACAGAAAGAAAAGGCCGACGCCUCGUGGCAUCAUAUCCUCAGUAACCCCAAAGAACUGCGCCGUGUGGCCACAGCUGUGGCUUCCAUGACUUCCGUCCAGUGCGUUGGUGCUCAAACCAUUCAAGUCUUUCAGUCCGUCUUCUACGCUGGUCUUGGUUACACCACCCGUCGUUCUCUCUUGAUGACCGGCGUCUUCGGCAUUUGCAACAUGACCGGUGGCUCGGUGAAUUUGAUCCUGAUCGAUCGCCUGGGUCGACGCAAGCUCUUCCUGUCUGGCUUGUUCAUCCUGUCGGUGUGUUUGGGCAUUUUUGCCGCCGCCACUGCCAAAUUCGCCCAGACUAGCGAUCCUGUAUGGGGUAGAACCGGCAUCGCCUUCAUCAUGGUUUACAUUUUCUUCUUCGGAUGUACCUUUGCCGCCUCUCCAUACGCCUACGCCGCCGAAGUACUUCCCACCAAGAUCCGCGCCAACGGCAUGGCUGUGGCCCUAUUCGUCGCCAACGCCAUCACCUUGACCUUUAGCCAGACCGCCCCGAUCGCGCUGGACAAGAUCGGCUGGAAGUUUGACCUGGUGUUUAUCGCCUGCAACGUCUUCUUUUUCCCCAUCAUCUUCUUCUUCUUCCCUGAGACCAAAGGAUUGACCCUCGAGGAAAUCAACCACGCCUUCGGCGAAAAGGUCGAAUUCGAACUGCAGGACAUUUCCGAUGAACAGGCCGACGCCGCCAAGAUCCAUGUCGACGUCGCCCAAGUCGAACGGGCAUAG